This is a messenger RNA of Scedosporium apiospermum, 1401 nucleotides long. Its product is annotated as putative major facilitator superfamily transporter protein. Gene Ontology annotation, cellular component: fungal-type vacuole membrane. The record is from RefSeq and is a predicted model, not a curated record. Gene Ontology annotation, molecular function: transmembrane transporter activity. The coding region runs from base 1 to 1401 and encodes 466 amino acids. The transcript is spliced from 3 exons. Lineage: Eukaryota; Fungi; Ascomycota; Sordariomycetes; Microascales; Microascaceae. Gene Ontology annotation, biological process: transmembrane transport.
AUGUCAAAGAUAGAAAUCGAACUGAGUACUCCGCAACCCGGGGCCGGUCCAGUCGAAAGAAGCGGUGCCGAGAGCAGCUCCGCCUCGGUCCGUGAAGUGGCUUUCAACAACGAUGCGUCCACGGAUCAUCUCACCCUCGAGCGGGAAGCCGUGUCCCUUCCGCCCAUGGACGGCGGCAAGGAUGCGUGGCUUUUCCUAGCAGCUGUCUUCGUUGUCGAGGCUCUUGUUUGGGGGUUCCCGUACGCCUUUGGCGUCUUUCAGAGCUACUACAGUACGCAUGAACCCUUUGCAGGCGCCAGCAACAUUCCAGUCAUUGGCACAUGUGCAAUGGGUAUCAUGUACCUUGAUGGUCCCAUUGCCAUAGGCCUCCUUCAACUAUUCCCUCGAUACGCCCGCUGGGGACCCCUCGUUGGACUCCUAAUCAUGUGCCUGUCCCUUUCCCUGAGCUCCCUCUCCUCUACUGUAACCCACCUCAUCGCCACCCAAGGCAUCUUCUACGCCAUAGGCGGCUCCAUAGCCUACUGUCCCUGCCUCAUCUACACUGACGAGUGGUUCGCCCGCCGGAAAGGUCUCGCCUACGGCAUCAUGUGGUCCGGCACCGGCCUCGGUGGCAUCCUCAUCCCCUUCUUCCUCGAAUUCCUCCUCAACAAGUACGGCUUCCGCACAACCCUCCGCGCCUGGGCCGGCAUCCUGUUCGUCCUAACCGCCCCGCUGUGCUACUUCAUCAAGCCCCGUCUCCCCAUCGCGCACCGGACCCACUCCCGCCGUCCCAACCUCAAUUUCCUCCGCUCGCGCGUCUUCCUGCUGCAUCAGCUCGCCAACAUCAUCGAGGCGUCCGGAUUCUUCCUGCCGGGUAUCUUCCUGCCUUCCUUUGCCCAGUCUUUCCUCGGGGCCUCUUCUUUCCUCUCCGCACUCACCAUCAUGCUCGUAAACACCGCCGCCGUCUUCGGUUGCGUCGCCAUGGGUUUCUUGACGGAUAGAUUCCACGUGACGACCUGCAUCCUCGUGUCUACGAUAGGCGCCACGAUCGGCGUCCUCGUAAUCUGGGGAUUAUCCACGUCUCUCCCCGUCCUCUACGUCUUCUGCCUCAUCUACGGCUUCUUCGCCGGCUCCUUCACCUCGACGUGGCCUGGCGUCGUGAAACAGGUUGUCCAAACCGAAGACCGCGCCGGUCGCGGCGUCGACCGAUCCAUGAUCAUCGGCUGCCUGGCUUCCGGUCGUGGGAUAGGGAACGUCAUAUCGGGCCCGCUGAGCGAGGUCCUCAUCAAGGGACAUCCGUGGCGCGGCCAGGUCGGCAGCGCGUAUGGAAGCGGGCAUGGCACUCUCAUUGUCUUCACGGGUGUGACGGCUUUGCUGGGUGGCACUACGGUGUUGUGGAGACGCUUUGGGUGGCUCGGUUGA